AUGGGGAUGGAUGAAGAGGAGAUGACGCUGUCAGCGUUGCUGUCCUGUAGCCUGGUGCCCAUCACUGCAGCAGCGGUCGGAAUCUACAAAGGACAUUGCUUCCGAAUCAACCACUUCCCUGAAGACAAUGACUAUGACCAUGACAGCUCAGAAUACCUUCUCCGCAUUGUCCGUGCCUCCAGUGUGUUCCCCAUCCUAAGCACAAUAUUGCUGUUGCUGGGAGGACUCUGUGUCGGAGCAGGAAGGAUUUACAACAGCAAAAACAACAUUAUUCUCAGCGCUGGGAUUCUCUUUGUUGCAGCAGGACUAAGUAAUAUCAUAGGGAUCAUUGUCUACAUAUCAAGCAAUGCAGGUGACCCAAGUGACAAGCGAGAUGAGGACAAAAAGAACCAUUACAACUAUGGUUGGUCUUUUUAUUUUGGAGCCUUGUCUUUUAUUGUGGCCGAAACCAUAGGUGUUCUGGCUGUGAACAUAUAUAUUGAGAAGAACAAAGAGCUGAGGUUUAAGACCAAGAGAGAAUUCCUUAAGACUUCUUCCAGUUCUCCUUAUGCCAGGAUGCCAAGUUAUAGGUACAGGAGGCGGAGGUCCAGAUCCAGUUCUCGAUCUACAGAGCCUUCUCCAUCUAGAGACAUUUCUCCAGUUGGCAUGAAGAUAGCAAGCACCAUCCCCAUGAACGAAAUUUCCAUGUACACUCUUUACAGAGAGCCUUUGAAGGUUACAACGGCUGCCAGCUACAACGCAGACCAAGAAGCCAGUUUUCUGCAGGUUCACAACUUCCUUCAGAAGGAAUUUAAGGAAGGACUCCAUGUCAACAUGGUCAACAGGAGAACGACACCUGUUUGA
Molecule: messenger RNA, 843 nt
Organism: Pygoscelis adeliae (Adelie penguin)
Lineage: Eukaryota; Metazoa; Chordata; Aves; Sphenisciformes; Spheniscidae
Gene: CACNG4
Product: calcium channel, voltage-dependent, gamma subunit 4
Exons: 4
Coding region: 1-843 (280 amino acids)
Biological process (GO): regulation of AMPA receptor activity; neurotransmitter receptor transport, postsynaptic endosome to lysosome; neurotransmitter receptor internalization
Cellular component (GO): postsynaptic density membrane; voltage-gated calcium channel complex; AMPA glutamate receptor complex
Molecular function (GO): voltage-gated calcium channel activity; channel regulator activity
Source: RefSeq, a predicted model, not a curated record